Messenger RNA from Parnassius mnemosyne (clouded apollo), 3573 nucleotides. The record is from the annotation of a GenBank genome assembly. Lineage: Eukaryota; Metazoa; Arthropoda; Insecta; Lepidoptera; Papilionidae.
AAGGCGAGAAUUUAGUGUCCACUGUCAUUAAUCUCAGUAAAGUGAUAUCCUGUGAUAUAAGCGAGAACCAAAUACAUCAUGUUACUAGAAUUGCAAAACGCGACACAAAUAGCAAACGCCCGAAGUCUAUCGUUGUUCAGUUCAACUCUCCACGCACUCGAGAUACUUUUCUGGCAGCUUCAAUUAUGUAUAACAAAGCUAAUCCAAAUGAGAAAUUAAAUAGUAAUCUACUUGGCAUAGGAGGUGCCAAGGAGAAUGUCUAUGUUGUCGAGCACUUAUCUCCGACGAAUAAAUAUUUACAUGCUGCAGCCCGAAAGAAAGCAAAAGAAUUGAACUAUAAGUUUGUUUGGGUUCGCAGGGGUAGAAUUUUCAUGAGAAAGUCAGAAACCAGCGACUAUAAAUAUAUUAGAGACCUCGAAACUUUAGAUAGUCUUAGUUAGGCACCUUUAGUUAUAGUUGUUUUAUUUUUGUAUGCAAUGGUUUAUUAUUCUCUUAAAUUCACACGGUUAAAGAUAUACUACCAAAAUGUCAGAGGUAUUAGAACAAAAUUGAAAGAUGUUUAUUGUCAGAUAGCUUGUUGCGAUUACGAUGUGAUUGUAUUUACGGAAACAUGGCUUUUGAAUGGCAUAUAUGACUCAGAGAUCACAGAUGACCGAUAUGUUCUGUAUAGGCGUGACAGAAGUAAACGUAUUUUCAAUAGCAAAGACAGUGGCGGCGGUGUUUUGAUAGGUAUUUCUAGAAAAUACAAAUCGUAUAGAGUCCUAGAUUAUGAAAGCUCUUGUGAUGAUCUCUGGGUCAAAUUGCUUUUGCCGUCAUGCAACGGGAUUCAGGAGAUUUCAAUAUGUGGAGUUUAUUUGCCUUCUCCAAUUAAGGUUAAUAUAUUGGAUCAUUUCAUUAGUAACGCUAACAGAGUAUUGGAAGAGGUGGCGGAAUGUCUAAUUCUAGGCGAUUUUAAUAUAAAUACUAUCAACUGGAUUUACAAUAAUGACAGUAUAGUUAAUUCACGCCUAUGUGCUAAUUCUAAAGUUGAACAAUCAUUGUGGGAUUUCAUAACGUUAAACGACCUUAGGCAACAUAAUGACUUGUUAAAUCAUAAUAAGAGAAUCCUCGAUCUGGUGUUAUCGAAUAUGGAUAAUAUUAACAUAAGCAAGCCCAGCCACGUGCUAUCCAAAAUUGAUCUUCACCAUCCACCUGUACAAGUUUCGCUUACCUUUUCUAAGAAAGUCGUUAAUAUACCAAUUACCACUCAUACAAAAUUAAAUUAUUUUAAAGCUGAUUAUAAUUCAAUUUGCACAGCGCUUCAAGAAAUUGAGUGGCAUUGGGAAUUCUCUUCAUGCGUCUCAGUCGAUGCCAUGGUUGAGAAAUUCUACUAUAUAAUACGUGAACUAAUACACAAACAUGUACCACGAAAGAUCGUAAAAAAUAAUAAGUAUCCAUAUUGGUUCUCAAAACAACUAAUAAAAAGAUUGAAUGAAAAGAAUCGAUUGAGGUUGAGAGUUAAAAAAUAUAAUAACCCGAUGGAUAUGAUCUCAUUAAAUCUACUUAAAAAACGGUGUAGCAGAAUGUCAGUUGCUUGUUUUAAUUCAUAUACAGCGUCCCUUGAAAAUAAGAUUGUUACUAAUCCUAAACUUUUUUGGAGCUAUAUCAAACAGAAAAGAGGUGGCUCUAGCAAUUAUCCUCGUGCUAUGUCGAAUGGAGUUGAAGUAUCUGAAAAUAUUGAAACCAUCAGCGAUUACUUUGCUUCCCAUUUCUCCAGUGUCUAUGAUAAUUCUUUUAACAUCGUCCCCUCAACACAUCCAGGGUCUGUCGAUCGACAAAAUAUAACUCCAUUAAAUACUGUAACUUUAACAGAAACACAAAUUAAGGAAGUGUUGCAUAAACUUAAUAUAAAUAAAGGAGCAGGCCCUGAUCUAAUUCCACCCAUUUUUGUUUGCAAAACGGCUAAUGAGAUAUCACUCCCUUUAAUGUUAAUAUAUAACAAAUCUUUACAGGCAGGAGUUUUCCCAUCGGUUUGGAAGGAUUCUAAUAUUGUCCCCGUAUUUAAAUGUAAUGAUAAAUCAAUUGUAUCUAACUAUAGGCCAAUAGCUAUUUUGUCUGUUCUUGCAAAGGUUUUUGAGGCUCUGAUUUGUCCUAUUUUGUCUUGGCAUCUGAAACAGUAUUUGUCGAACAACCAACAUGGAUUUAUGAAGGGGAGAUCUACGGCUUCUAACUUAGUAUCAUAUGUUGAAUCACUUGUUGGGGCCGUUGAUUCUCGCGUACAGGUGGAUGCGGUAUAUACAGACUUCAGCAAAGCUUUUGAUACAGUAAAUCAUAGUAUAUUGUUGGAAAAACUACAAUUAUAUGGAGUUACAGGACCUCUGCUAGGGUGGUUUGCAUCAUAUCUGACUGAUAGAGAGAUGAAAGUUGUAUUGAACGGUAUUUGCUCAAGUCCUUAUGCUGCAUCGUCUGGAAUCCCGCAAGGAUCCCAUUUGGGGCCCUAUCUCUUCACAUUAUUUAUGAAUGAUAUUGAACAGUGUUUCCAAAACUCUGAAGCACACUUAUUUGCUGAUGACCUUAAAGCUAUUAAAAUGAUCAGGAAUCAGGAGGACAUCUUGCUGUUUCAAAGUGAUCUGGAUAGGCUUGCAGAUUGGUGUGACCAAAACAAAAUGUCUUUAAAUAUAAAAAAAUGCAAGCAUAUCAGAUUCACCAGAAACAGAGGGAUCGUCAAUUCUAGAUAUAGUAUAUAUAAUGAACUGCUUGAAGAAGUUCAUGUAAUUAAAGACCUAGGCAUUCAGAUGGAUCCAAAACUUAAAUUUGAUUUACAUAUAAAUGACUGUGUACUAAAAGCAUCAAAGAUGCUUGGGUUUGUGCUAAGGGAGAGUGGGAAUUUUAAAAAACCAGCCACAAAAAUAAUAUUGUACAACUCAUUAGUAAGGAGUCACUUGGAGUAUUGCAGUGUAGUUUGGUCACCCAGUUACAGAAUACAUAUAGACCGCAUUGAAAAAGUACAAAAAAGGUUUCUGUGGCACUUGACUCGUAGCUGUAAUAUGACCAGGACGCUCAAGUCAUAUGAAGAAAGACUGUCUCAUUUUAAGAUCCCAUCAUUGGAAACGAGAAGGAAAAUUAUUGAUUUAUUGUUCUUAAAGAAAUUGGUGACUGGAUUUUUGGACUGUCCCGAUCUUCUUAGUAGGAUAAAUUUUAAUGUACCGCAUCGGUUGCCUAUAUCCUGUAAUAGCAAAUUAUUUCUUGCACCUCAAGGUCGAACUAAUUUAAGAUCACAUUGUUCCUUAACAAGAAUGUUUGCAUUAUAUAAAGAAUACCAAAGCAGAAUAGAUCUAUUCUCAACCUCGAUGGCUGUCAUCAAAAAAGUAGUUAUCGGCGAUUAAGGCUAAGUUGUAAUGGAAGUUUCUUAAUUAUUAAUUUAAAUUAAAAUUUUAUUGGAGUUAAAUUGUACCUAUGUACUGUUGUACAAUCAACGUAAAGUCUCUUUUUUAUGAAUGUGGUGCCCUCCUAUAAGUAAUGGGACAUUUAGUUUUAAUAAUUGUGAUGCCAUUCCAUAUGUAUGUAACAGUGUACUCAUUGUUGUGAGAGCCU